Limulus polyphemus (Atlantic horseshoe crab) is the source of this 538-nucleotide messenger RNA. RefSeq names its product glycine receptor subunit alpha-2-like. The transcript has 5 exons. Gene Ontology annotation, biological process: monoatomic ion transmembrane transport; chemical synaptic transmission; regulation of membrane potential. The record is from RefSeq and is a predicted model, not a curated record. The annotation marks the transcript as partial. Gene Ontology annotation, molecular function: extracellular ligand-gated monoatomic ion channel activity; transmembrane signaling receptor activity; neurotransmitter receptor activity. Gene Ontology annotation, cellular component: neuron projection; synapse; membrane. Lineage: Eukaryota; Metazoa; Arthropoda; Merostomata; Xiphosura; Limulidae.
AUGCGCUGCUCCUGUCGCUCUGUUCCAUGGAGCAUUAUUGUAUGUUUGGUUUUAGUCCCAGAAGAGGUGAAAUGUACCAGUAUUGGGUGCAAUGAAACGACGAUGUAUGAAAGUAUUAUACCUCCUGGAUACCAGAAGGUGGAGCCACCAGUAUCUGAGGAUGGUGAAUUUAACGUGUUCAUUUCCAUUCAACUGUAUGACAUCUACGGCCUGAAUGAAGAGACCAUGGAUUUCUUCCUACAUCUAUACAUCUUUCAUAUUUGGCAAGAUUCUCGUCUAAUGUUGGACUGCCUGACGUUAAAACGUCCAGUAAAAUUACCUGACCAUCUGACUGACCAAAUAUGGAAACCGGAUAUUUACUUCGAAAACUCAAAAGCCGGAUCAUUGUUUACUACUACUGUUCCUAACACUAAUUUGAAGAUUUUACAAGACAACAGUGUUUACCUAAGUGCCCGUUACCUUCAACACGUGAGCUGCCCUAUGUAUUUGCGUUAUUACCCAAUGGACGUUCAAUCAUGUCAACUGAGGACAGGCUUAU